AUGGCUCGUUCAAUCCCAAUUGAGGAAAUCGAUUCCACAUUCAAGUCAAAGUACACAGACCUUAUAUCUGCACCUCUCGGUUCAAAAGUGCUAUCCUUCAGCGAUGAAUACUUUGCUGCAGCAGAAAAUCUGAUAACGCCAACUCCACCAAUCCGUAAACCGGGUGUCUUCGUCCAUACCGGAGCCUGGUACGAUGGUUGGGAGACGCGCCGCCACAACCCAGAGCCUGCAGACUGGGUCGUCUUGAGACUGGGUACUGCUAGCGGAAAAGUGGCGGGUAUUGAGAUUGACACUGCCCAUUUCAACGGCAACCACGCUCCAGAAAUUGUGGUUGAAGGCGCUUUUAUCAGUAAUGAGAAGGAUGAAGAGGAAGUUAAGAAGCCAAGCUUUGCAGGCUGGGAGACCAUACUGUCCAAGCAGGAAUGUGGACCCAGCCAACGGCAUGGAUGGCUGCUUCCCAACAUCACGGAAAAGGCAUACACUCAUGUUCGGUUGCUCAUGUACCCAGAUGGUGGCAUUGCGCGUUUCCGCCUGUACGGCGUUGCUGUUCCUGUCUUCCCUCAGUCAGCAGAUGCUGUCUUUGAGCUCUCUGCAACAGUCAUGGGCGGCGUUGCAACAUCUUGCUCUGACCAGCAUUUCGGUACAAAAGACAACCUGCUCCUUCCUGGCCGCGGAAAGGACAUGGGCGAUGGCUGGGAAACGAAGCGCACACGUGGUGAACAUGUUGAUUGGACGAUUGUAAGGCUUGGAGCAAAGGGCGAGAUUGAUCACAUUGUUAUCGACACUGCGCAUUUCAGGGGCAACUUCCCACAAAAGGUGCAGGUGUUCGCAGGUGCUUUUGACAAAGACCCCAGUCACGACGAUGCAGGAUGGACGGAAGUUCUGGCCCCGCAGAAGUCGGGCCCAGAUACAGAACAUGUGUACAAGGCUGAGUUGAAGGAAUCAGGCAAGGGGUACACACACGCAAAACUUGUAAUUAUUCCUGACGGCGGAGUGAAGAGAUUCAGGGUCUUCGGAAAGCGGGUUUAG
Messenger RNA from Bipolaris oryzae ATCC 44560, 1029 nucleotides. RefSeq lists its product as uncharacterized. NCBI's taxonomy places the organism in Eukaryota, Fungi, Ascomycota, Dothideomycetes, Pleosporales, Pleosporaceae. Gene Ontology annotation, molecular function: allantoicase activity. The record is from RefSeq and is a predicted model, not a curated record. Bases 1 to 1029 code for a protein of 342 amino acids. Gene Ontology annotation, biological process: allantoin catabolic process. The transcript has 2 exons.